UUAAUUUUUCUCUACGUAAGCGUGGUUGUGUCUGCCUGCUGCCUGCGAAAAAAUUGUGUAUACCUAGAGACGCAAUUAAUACUUGGGUUAAAAAAAAACUUUAGUUAAAGUUAGCAAACGCUUUCUACAUAUAUAUUUAUAUACACAUAUAUAUAUAAACACACCAUGCCCCGCUAUCGUGAAUGGGAUUUGGCCUGCAAAGUCUACGUGGGCAAUCUGGGCUCCUCGGCCUCCAAACAUGAGAUUGAGAAUGCGUUCAGCAAAUAUGGACCUCUGCGAAACGUGUGGGUCGCACGCAAUCCGCCUGGCUUUGCAUUCGUUGAGUUCGAGGAUCGUCGUGAUGCUGAGGAUGCGACACGCGGUCUUGACGGCACACGCUGCUGUGGCACACGCAUACGCGUCGAAAUGUCCUCUGGCCGUUCACGCGAAGGACGCGGCGGUGGCGGCGGCGGUGGCGGUGGCGGCGGAGGUGGCCGUCGUGGUGGCCGCAGCGGUAGCGGUGGCGGCGGCGGUGCAGCUGCUCGCGCUGGCGAUGCUGGUGGACGUUAUAGGAUAAAGCCUACUUCUACUACAAGCACAACAAGAACAACAACAACAGCUACUACUACUACUACUACUAGUACUUCUACUACUCCUCCUCUUCCUUCAACAAGUACAACUACUACAACAACAACAAGAACAACUUCACGUCUCAUAACUACAACAACAACAACAACAACAGCUCCUGCUCCUCCUCUUACACACAUUUCACCAACACCACCACCAACAACAACAACAACUACAACAACACGCCCAACCAAAUUGUGCAGCUUUAUGAUAAUUGUCGAUUUCAACAAAUACGAUAUAUUCCGCUGACUGCAAUAACAACAACAACAACAAUAAUAGCGACAGCCACAGCAACAGCAACACAUCACAACAAAAACUACACAAGUUCCUCUUCGCAAGAUCUCAACAACAUUAUGUACUUAACGUACGCAUCUAUUUGAUCAGCCAAGGGGCAGUCCAAUCACCAUUCAUCACCUGCAGCCAACUGCAGCAGCAGCAGCAGCAGCAGCUACAACCUGCAUCAGCAACAGCUGCAACUGCAACUGCAACACAAUACAACAUUCACUCACUCUAACUCAUGCUCAUACCACACAAACACAAACACAUACGCACUUACACUCACACAAAUCAGCAAGUGCCACGUGCCACCGUGAGAGCAGCCAAUCAGUCGGUCAAUCGAUUGACUGCAGCUGUCGUCGCAUCUUCACCAACAGCAACAACAAUCUUCAUACUUCAUCAUAAGCUUCUAUUUCGUAUCGUACCAACAACAUCAACAACAACAACAACAACGACCAUUUGCUCUCUCAUAUAUUAACAACACUUAUCAACAACAACACCAACAACAACAAGCAAGUGCAACUACUGACCCAGCAGCAAUCAAAUCUAACUCCAAUUACACCAACAACCAACCAACAAACCAGUCAAUCAAUCAAUCAAUCAAUCAACCAACCAACCAACCAACCAACCAGUCAAUCGAUCAACGCUUUGCAACAGCUACAACAACUGUAGACAACUUCAACUUGCAACUUGCAACGCCUCUCAGCCUCGGUCGUGCCUCCACUCCACAGCUGCGCUUCUGUCCCAAAAAAAAAAAAAAAAAUUAAACAAAAAGAACCUCAUCUUAUGUCAUCUAUAUGCCAGCCUGCCACCGACAACGACCAACAGCCAUGCAGCCAAUCAGCCAAUCAAGCAAGAACUUCAACAACAACAACAACCAAGAAACAACAGCAACAACAACAACAGCUACUUCAACAACAUGCAACAUGCAACAUGCAACAUGCAACAUGCAGCAUGCAACAGCUCUUGGGGUCCUUGUUUUUAACCAUCUCUUUUGUUGUUGCUCUAGCUCCUAGGCUCAUCUCAGUUUUUGCACCCCUUCCACAACAACAUGCCCGGGUUGGCCACCCCAUCCCCCCACACCCUGCGUCGAGCAUCUCCAUCAAAAAUGUUUAUGAAUCUUCAAAUUCAGCUGCGCUGCGCUUCUUCACUAUUCACCUAAACAACUUCAGCUUCAACUGCAACAACUCCUGCAACCGCAAGCGUACCACCAACAACAACAACAACUACUACAACAACAACAACAACAACCACCACCACCAAUUAUCACCAACAACAACAACAACCAACCACAACCUCCGAUUAUCACGCAAAGCAACUGCCACAAAAAAGAAAAGAAAAAGAUAAGCAAAGCGUAUGUAAAAUUGUUCCCAUUUUUUCUUUUAGCUGUAGCUAAAAUCAAAUAACCAAGUUUUAUUUUUAUUUUAGAAUAUAUUUUUUUUUAUCGUUUUGCCAUUUUCGUAAUACCCUUAGCAGCAGGUCACAAUAGAUAGAAAUAGAUCGAACCCAUGUUCUUCCGUGCUUCUAGCUGUAUCUAUGCUAACUCCUCUCCCAGCGAAGCUAUCUCGAUGAAGAAACUUGGCAGAUAUGCAUCUUUUUUUUUUGCUGAAAUUGGUAGAUAUGUUGCAGAUUGGCUGAAUCGUAUCACUAUAUCAUCUAUCUAGAGGAUUGUUCAGGAGUACUUUUUCUUGUUAGUGGAGCACAAAAAAUACUGGAAUACAGUUCAGAUUAAUCAUAAAAACAAUCGGUCAAGUUAGAACAUUAAAAUAACUUGAAGUUUUCGUAAGUGGCUUUUUAAUGUGCUGAUCACUUGGCAGAGUUGCAUCGGACUACUAUAAAUUACUAUAUAGUCAAGUCAUCAGAGUUGUUGUGUACAAAAUAUUGGUCUUGGUUUAAUACAAAGUACAGUGAUCGCUCGCAUAUAAAAUUAUUAAUAACAAAUACUAAAUCAGAGCCUUAACUUAAAUGUUCAUUUCGAAAAACAAUUUGUUGUUUAUUAUAAAAUAUCUGCCUCGAUUUCUAAUUGCGAUCACUGUAGUUUUUAUUAUAUUUUCCAUCUGACGCAUGUCUGCAAGGGUAUUAAAUCUUCGGCAAGCCGACGUUAACAGAACUUUCUUGGUUUUUUUUUUUUUUUUUGUUAUCGUUUAUCGUUAUCGUUCACUUAACAUGCAUUUUUUUGUUGUUCCUCUACUCACUCACCCGCUAAUUGUCUGCUUUAUUACAACAACAAGAACAAGAACAACAACAGUUAGUAAGAAAAAAAAAGUACCGCACACACAGAACACGCGGAUGCAGCAGAGGCAGCAGCAGCAGCAUCAGCAGCAACAACAACUGCGGACGAUCGCAAACUGCCCACUCUUCAGCUCUUCAGCCCUUCAGCUCUUCAGCUGCUGCGUUUUGAGCCGCGCUCUCUUCACGUCUGUGUGUGUCUGUACAUGUGUGUGCGUAUGGGCAGCAGCUUCAAUCAAUGUGUUGAAACCAGUAUUAGCAUCAACACACCCACACACAAACCACCACCACAACAACAAACCCACCACCACCACAACAACAACAACAACAGCUACAUUUAGUUCACCAAUAACAACAACUACAAUAACAACAAACAACCAGAACAACAGUCUUCUCAGUCUGCUCCGCUCAUCAAAAAGCCACCAACAACCACCAACAACCACCAACCACCACCACCACAAGCUACUACUGUGUUUAUGUAUGUUUUUUUUGGGAUAUAACCCAAAGAAAAGCUUAAGUUCCCUGCAAAGUAGCUCAACAACGGUUCAGCUCAGCUCAGCUCAGGUCAGCUCAACGCAGCGCCACAGCCACAACAAAUUGUGACAGCACCACCGACCAAAUCAACCACCAACUCCCCUCAGCUCCUCCAUAGAAUAACUAAAAACUGAAAUGGAGGCUCAGUUUUUCAGCAUUGUUUAUACAAAAAAAAAAAAAAAAAAAAAAAAAAUAUGUGUCAAAACACAAGUGUUAAAAAUCUAUUUAAUUUGUAUUUUUUUCUCUCUCUCUCUCUCUCUCUCUUCUCUCUUUUUCGCUCUCUCUCUCACUCUCUCUCUCUGUGUCUGUGUGUGUCUAACUCACUCGUCCUGCUCUGUCUGCCUAAUGCUUUAAAUAAACAUAAACCAAUCACCCGCCCCACCCAACCACCAAAACACAAUCUAAUUACAGAUCACGCUCCCCGAGACGUUCAAGGACCCGCAGUCGCAGUUUCUCACGGGAUCGACGCAGCCGCUCGGACUCGAGGGAUCGCCACUAGGUGGAGCCACCAGCAACCAGCGCAGCAGCUCAUAAGACAGUUCUUCACAUAACCACCCGCACAGACACAAAUACAGACAGACACACCUUCACACACACACACACGCACACAACACAACAAACACAAACACACACAUACAACUAGUACAUGUGUAAAGGCGCCGCGAGUGUGGCCAUAAAAAAAUAAUAAAAAUUUCCUAUUACAGCCAGUUUUUUUUUUUCGGAUUAUAUAUAUAUACAUAUAUGUGUACAAUUGUGAAUUUCGGACGACAAAAGCAGCUCCUCACAAACAAGAAAAACCAAAUAAAAAAAAAGUAAAAAAAAAAAAAGAAGCAAAAUAAAAAAAUACAACAAUUAAUUAUAAUUAUGAAACAUUUCGAACCAAGUCGCAACAACAUAUUUAUUCGAAGGCAGCCGCGAGUAUAAGCAGAGAUUGUUGCUGCGUAUUUAGAUGUAAGUGCAUAGAGAUUAAAGAGAGAGAAACUUAUAUAAAAAAAAACAACAACUACAACACACACACACACACACAAACAAACACAACAAAACAACAGCAACAACAACAACAACAG
Messenger RNA from Drosophila montana, 4712 nucleotides. It is a transcript of the gene Rbp1-like, whose product is annotated as Rbp1-like. The record is from RefSeq and is a predicted model, not a curated record. The transcript is spliced from 2 exons. The coding region runs from base 166 to 855 and encodes 229 amino acids. Gene Ontology annotation, molecular function: RNA binding. Gene Ontology annotation, cellular component: nuclear speck. NCBI's taxonomy places the organism in Eukaryota, Metazoa, Arthropoda, Insecta, Diptera, Drosophilidae. Gene Ontology annotation, biological process: mRNA splicing, via spliceosome.